This is a messenger RNA of Sorex fumeus (smoky shrew), 2031 nucleotides long. It is a transcript of the gene PRR14, whose product is annotated as proline rich 14. The record is from RefSeq and is a predicted model, not a curated record. NCBI's taxonomy places the organism in Eukaryota, Metazoa, Chordata, Mammalia, Eulipotyphla, Soricidae. Gene Ontology annotation, cellular component: nucleoplasm. Bases 185 to 1930 code for a protein of 581 amino acids. The transcript has 12 exons.
GGGGAGCGGCGAUUGGGCGGUGCCCAGAGUCCCCGGGAAGAAGGCCCCUGGCGGUUGGGCAGUACUGGGUAAGGCUAGUUUUAAAGGAGCCGGAGGUGGGAGCCGUCGAAGACCCGGGAUCUACGGGAGGCGGCGGCUGCUGCCUGGGAUCCCCCAGGGACUCCCCGGAGCCGCUGCUUCCCCCAUGGACUUGCGCGGGGAUUCCAGCCCGGCUAGCCGUCCGCGUCUGUGCCGCCGGCCCGUGGAUGAAGCAUUAUGGGGAGCCAGGAGCCCGAAACGGCAGAGGCUGCAGCCUCGGGGGGCCCCUUCGCCAUUGGAAAAGGCCUCCCGGCGAGUCCUGGCUGUAGUGCUGGAAGAUAUCAUGGCAGCCCGAACGGCCCCCCGGGCCCCCCAAGAGGAACCUUCCACCCCGCAGCACCACAGGAACCAUCAGGAUUCAGUCUGCAGUCAAACACCUGCCUUGGCACCACAAGAAGCUCUGUGGGCCUCACAGGACAGACCUCCAGACCUGCUGCAUUUAUGCCGAGAGCCUUUGAGCCGCGCCCAUCGGACCCCUUUCUCCUUGAGGCAUCGAUCAAGGACAACCCCUGGUCCAGAGUGGGGCUCUUCACAAAAGGUGGAUCUGGUCUCCCAGCCCACUCUGGUGGUGAUGCUAGAAGAUAUUAACAACCCCAGUUCCCCAGCUGAGGACUUCUCCAGUGAGACUUCCAGCUCCCUUUCCCAAGUGCGAAGGGCCAAGACCACCAGCAGGGUUCUCCAGUCAGUGCCUCCACCCAGGGACAUGGAGCCCCCAUCCCAGACAUCCGCCCUGCCUGCAGACCCACCGGAGAGCUCACCACCAGCCCCGGAUCCUGUUCUGGAAACCUCCGAGGCCCCACCUGUGUCCAGUCUUUUACGCCCCCGCCUCAGUCCCUGGGGGUUGGCACCCCUGUUUCGAUCCGUCCGCUCCAAGCUGGAGAGCUUUGCUGACAUCUUCCUCACCCCCAACAAAAUCCCACGUCCGCCACCCCCAUCGCCCCCCAUGAAGUUGGAGUUAAAGAUUGCCAUCUCCGAGGCUGAGCAGCCUGUGGCUGCUGAGACCACCAUGUCUGUCAGUCCCCGGCCCCCCAUCCGCCAGUGGCGGAUCCAAGACCCCAGCACCCCAGUAUCACUCCCUAAGUCCUCUCUGGGUCGAAGUAACUCCUGCCCUGACCUGGGCCCCCCCAGCCCAGACAUCUGCAGCUGGCCCCCAAUUCCACCCCACAGAAGUGGGUCCCGGCGGCACACUGUGGGUGGUGGGGAGAUGGCCCAAGCACCCCCACCUCCUAGACCUUGUCUCCGGAAAGAGGUCUUCCCUCUUGGGGGGCUAGGAAGUUCUUCCCUCGUCGCAUCUUGCUCGUCCACCACAUCCACUUCCUUCUCAGAACCUGCAGAUCCCAGGUCGGGCUCAACCAAAGGGAAGGAGCCCAGGAUCUCAGAGGAUCAGGUGUUUUCAAGCCCUGAGACCAAGACCAUGGGAAAGGUUUCUCGGUUCCGAAUACGCAGGACACCAGCCCGUCCUCAGCUAAAUCUUACACCAAUGGGGCUGCCUCGGCCAAUCAGGUUGAAUAAGAAGGAGUUCAGCUUGGAAGAAAUUUACACCAACAAGAAUUAUCAGUCACCUACAACCAGAAGAUGCUUUGAGACCAUCUUUGAGGAACCUCGGGAGCGCAACGGGACUCUGAUUUUCACCGGCUCGAGGAAGCUUCGGAGGGCCGUAGAAUUCCGGGACAGCAGCCUUCCCCGAUCACGGCGGCCAACUCGAGGGGUUCGGGCUGCAACUGGCAGGACCCACCCACCCAGCAUGGCCUCCAGCUCAGAUGUGGGACCCCUGCUGCAGCAGCGGCUGGACGAGCUGGAUACCUUGCUCCUAGAGGAGGAGGAAGUGGAUACGGAGCAACCUCACUCCUAAAUGAACCUGGGAGCAUCAUUUAUUCAGCAGCCCUGGAAUGGGGCAAGCCUCUGAGGCAGUUCUAUUUUUUUUCUCUGUUUGUAGUAAAGCUUUCGAUAUGA